Struthio camelus australis is the source of this 1106-nucleotide messenger RNA. The record is from RefSeq and is a predicted model, not a curated record. NCBI's taxonomy places the organism in Eukaryota, Metazoa, Chordata, Aves, Struthioniformes, Struthionidae.
AUGGAUGUGCAGGACUGCAGAAAGCCGCGCCUCGGAGAGAAUUUCAGAAAGCGUUACCCCCCGCCCCCACCUCGGAAAGGCCCGAGAAGCUCCGAGCUCCUGCUGCCCCACGGCCACGGGCUGGACGCCUCGGCGCUGGCCGACAACCUGGGGCUGCACGACAUGGCUCACCAGAUGGAGGAGGUGCAGAACGUGGAAGAUCAACACUUAUUAAUGCAUGACCAGACAGUCAUUAGAAAAGGUCCCAUUUCUUUAACGAAAAACAGUGCUCUCAGUCUGCCCUGCCAGAAAGAUGGAUUAAUCGGAGUGGUCAUAAACCCCAAUGAAGUAUUUUGCUCUGUUCCGGGAAGACUUUCCCUCCUGAGCUCCACGUCCAAAUACAAAGUGACAGUAGCAGAGGUUCAGAGAAGGCUUUCGCCCCCCGAAUGCCUCAACGCCUCCCUGCUGGGAGGAUUAAUCCGAAGAGCCAAAUCUAAAAAUGGUGGCAGAUCAUUAAGGGAAAAACUGGAUAAAAUUGGCUUGAAUCUUCCAGCUGGUAGAAGGAAAGCUGCAAAUGUGACGUUAUUGACAUCUUUGGUGGAAGGUGAAGCUGUACAUCUUGCUCGUGACUUUGGCUACGUAUGUGAGACAGAGUUUCCGUCCAAAGCAGUGGCCGAAUAUUUAACUAGACCGCACAUGGGCCGCAACGAAAUGGCCAACAGGAAGAAUAUGCUUCUUGCAGCAAAGCAGAUCUGCAAGGAAUUCACCGACCUCCUCACUCAGGACAGAACCCCUCUCGGGAACACGCGCCCCAGCCCCAUCUUGGACCCUGGCAUCCAGGGCUGUUUGACUCAUUUUAGCCUGAUCACACAUGGCUUUGGGAGCGCUGCCAUCUGUGCUGCCAUGACAUCCGUCCAGAACUACCUAAAUGAAGCAUUAAAAAUAGCAGACAAAACGUACAUGAACGCUGGCGACCAGAGCCCCGCAGAAACCAACAAAACCAUGGAUAAAAUGGAUAAGCACAGGAAGUAAAAGGAGAGAAACCAGACUUCAAACUCUUCCUCCUAAACACAGACUGGGAUCUUCUUGCCGGGGGGAAUGUAGAAAUUUGUUUUUGUUUUUUUUUU